GAAGUCCAACCGGCUCUACCAGGUCUCGGUUGGUCAGUGUCUCUCUGUCGCUCAGCCGGUCGGGCCCAAGGGUUACGUCUCCAUGGCGAUAUGUGACGCCUCGCAGGGACAGCAGUGGCAGCUGGAGGCCUGAUGACAUCAUAGCACUGUGUGACGGACGGAUUCAGUCCGGCGUUGAUGGACCCUUUAAAUCUUUUGUGUUUUUACGGUUUUAGUUUUUUUUCUCUCAGGACGACUUUUAUUAACCAGCAGCUUUUAUUUGAUUUUAUGUUUUUAAAAAGUCAUUUUAGUUUGAAAGGGUCCCGGUUUCACUUUCUGGAGGGAUGAUGGUCACAUAGUCCGGAAAGAGCCUGAAAUAUUCAGAGGUCUGAAGUUUGUGGCACUUUUUGGCUGAUUUGUGUUUCCGUUAGAACAACCAGAGCCGGAGCGUGCCCUGUUGGCGGCGCUGGCGUCUUGCGUCUCUGACCCUCAAACUCCACCGGGCUACAGCAGCGACGCGUUCCAGCUGCACCGCGGUAGCCACAGCCGAUGGUGCCCUUCUAGCAGAAUUCCCACGCUUCCUGGAAAACCUGGAAAUUUAUGAAAAUGACCAGAAUCCUGGAAAUAAUCUAUGUCGUCCUGGAAAAGUUUGUUUUUAAGAUUCCGAUAAUCAGAAUCAUUAUUAGUUCAUAUUAUUAUUGAUCACAUUGGGGUAAAUUAAAGUUCAGCUCAGAGACUGCAACCCGUUCUAGCAGAGCCCCCACGCUUCCUGAAACCUGGAAAACCUUGAAAUGAGACUAGUUUUCCAGUGGUGGAAACAGCUGGAAAUGGUCAGUGUUGUCCCUCAGACUGAAGCAGGUUCACAGACGUAGAACCGUCUGAAGUCAGUGCGCCGGAGAGACCAGAGGGUCGGCAGAGAGCGCCACGAGUAAACGCCGACCGGUAGACGUAUCGGUGCUGGACCUACAGGGUUUGUGAGUGCUGUGAAAUCUCCUAUAAAAUGAUGUAAAAAGAGCGGGAACCCUGAUCUCUGCGUCAUAAAGCCGAACCCUGUGGAGCUCCAGGGUUUCAUCUUCUGACUGAACUGAAAUAUCCACAGAUAGAAAGAUGGCCAACAUGAAUCCAGACCGCUACCUCUAUAAACGAAGGCGGUUUAUUUUAGAAUCAUUUUGGUUUUAAUUACUUUUUGGAAGUUAUAAAAAGAGGGUUUCAUAUAAUGACUGACAGCUGAGCCCUGUGUGGCGUAUGGGCGGGACCUCGAUACGGUGCCGAUGACCCUGAUCACUAGUGCACUGACCCUGGCUUUGUUUCGGUACAGUGGGAGGAAGUGGAGAUGGUGGCCAUCUUUAAUCUUUGUGGAUGGUUUGGUUCUUUCAGAUGUUCGCUGUCAGUUCUAUGAGUCCAACAUUUCAUAAUAAAGUCUUUAAAACAAC
Morone saxatilis (striped sea-bass) is the source of this 1412-nucleotide messenger RNA. RefSeq names its product UDP-N-acetyl-alpha-D-galactosamine:polypeptide N-acetylgalactosaminyltransferase 11 (GalNAc-T11) (gene galnt11). Gene Ontology annotation, cellular component: Golgi apparatus. The record is from RefSeq and is a predicted model, not a curated record. Gene Ontology annotation, biological process: regulation of Notch signaling pathway. Lineage: Eukaryota; Metazoa; Chordata; Actinopteri; Moronidae. Gene Ontology annotation, molecular function: Notch binding.